AUGGGCUCAAUCGAUGAUACAAACUUUGUUUUGACGGCAGAAGCCCUCAACAAGGCCCUGCCGGAUAUGCACCCUUCAACAAGAGGGAUUCAUGCCGACGACUUCUUUACCCCCCACCGAGCUAUCGCUCCCGGCAUGCACACAGCGGUGAAUUUCCGUUAUGCCCGAGACGCAGAGGAUCUAGUCCCAGAAGAAAACAACGAUCCAAACAACCCGAAUGACUCUCACGUAUAUUCCCGAUACACCGCACCAAACUCCAAGCGACUAGAAGUCGUGCUUCGCAGCCUGAUGGGCGGCGAAGUAAUCACAUACUCGACCGGACUCUCAGCAUUUCACGCAAUGGUGAUCCUCAUCAAUCCCAAAAAGAUAUUCAUUGGAGACGGGUAUCAUGGAUGUCAUGGUGUCUUGGAUAUUAUCCAGAGACUAUCAGGGAUUGAAAAACUGGAGUUGACCGAUGUUGAUCAAGCCGGGCCAGGCGAUAUAAUCCACGUCGAAACACCACUGAAUCCAACCGGCGAAGCAAGGAACCUAGCUUAUUACAGGGAAAAAGCAACUGCAAAGGGCGCAUACUUAACAGUUGAUGCGACAUUUGCCCCUCCUCCACUUCAGAAUCCCCUCGAUCUUGGAGCCGAUAUAGUCAUGCAUAGUGGAACAAAGUAUGUUGGUGGACACUCUGAUAUGCUAUGCGGCAUUCUGGUCCUUGCGCCUGAGCGUGUGAAGGAGGACUGGUUGAAAACGUUACAUACAGACCGCCAGUACAUCGGUAGCGUCAUGGGAAGUUUUGAGGGGUGGUUGGGUAUUCGGUCUGCGCGUACCAUGCAGCUUCGGGUAAUGAGGCAGGCGGAGACGGCUACGAAGCUUGCGGCUUGGCUUGCUGAUCAGGUGAAUGAUGCGAAGUCUCCGGUUUCGAAAGUUGUGAGUCAUGUUCAGCAUGCGUCUCUUCAGAAGGAGAAUUUGGAGGAUGGUUGGCUUCAGAAGCAGAUGCCUGGUGGGUUUGGACCGGUGUUCUCCAUUUGGACUCAUGAUCCGGAGCAUGCAAGGCGUUUGCCAACGAGGAUGUAUGUUUUCCAGCAUGCCACUAGUUUGGGGGGUGUGGAGAGUUUGAUGGAGUGGCGGACUAUGAGUGAUAAAGGAUGUGAUAAGCGGUUGCUGCGGGUUAGUUGUGGUAUUGAGGAGUUGGAGGAUUUGAAAGGGGAUAUCUUGCAGGGGAUGGAGUCGUUGCUACGUGAUUUCCCUUGCUAG
Molecule: messenger RNA, 1242 nt
Organism: Penicillium longicatenatum
Lineage: Eukaryota; Fungi; Ascomycota; Eurotiomycetes; Eurotiales; Aspergillaceae
Product: cystathionine beta-lyase
Exons: 2
Coding region: 1-1242 (413 amino acids)
Biological process (GO): transsulfuration
Cellular component (GO): cytoplasm
Molecular function (GO): pyridoxal phosphate binding; carbon-sulfur lyase activity
Source: RefSeq, a predicted model, not a curated record